Messenger RNA from Perkinsus marinus ATCC 50983, 402 nucleotides. Its product is annotated as formate dehydrogenase, putative. Bases 1 to 402 code for a protein of 133 amino acids. Lineage: Eukaryota; Perkinsozoa; Perkinsida; Perkinsidae. Gene Ontology annotation, molecular function: NAD binding; oxidoreductase activity, acting on the CH-OH group of donors, NAD or NADP as acceptor. The record is from RefSeq and is a predicted model, not a curated record. The transcript is spliced from 4 exons.
AUGGUGUACAUGCGUAUGUUCAUGAUCGCUGCUGCUGGUGGAAAGAUGACUCUUGGUAAAGUCGUAUGUGUGCUGUAUAAUGAUCCUAUAGAUGGGUAUCCUCCUAAAUAUGCCCGUGAUGAUAUACCCAAUAUAAGUAUACACUUUAAACCUGGUACUCUACUUGGUUGUGUAUCUGGUGAACUUGGUAUACGUCAGUUAGUUGAAGAUCAUGGUUAUGAGUUUAUAGUAACAUCUGAUAAAGAUGGUGAUGAUUCUUAUAUGACUGAGAAACGUUUCAAGAUGGCACCCAAGCUAAAACUAUGUAUUACUGCUGGUAUUGGAUCUGAUCAUGUUGAUCUAGAAGCUGCUGCACAGAAUAAUGUCACUGUUGCUGAGUUAUUGAAGGUGGUUGGAAUAUAG